AUGGGCGAUGUUCCAUCAAACAAGAUCAGUUCAUCCCGAGGGGCAGAAGGGAAAACCCUGGUAUCAGAAUCGAAUGCAUCGAAUUCAACUGCAGGAUUUGGUAGUGUCGCCGGUCAACCUACGAGGCCAGGACAGGCCAGUCAUUACCCAACCCAUGAUUAUAUGGGACAUGGGCGAUAUGGUCCGUCGACGGCCAUGAAUAUGAAUCAUAUGGCUUACUCGCUACCGAAUCCGCAAUCGCAACCGUCGCCCUUCGAGCCACAGCUUGUCAGCCAAUACCCCACUAUUCCUACCCAAGGCCUGAUGUACCCUAUGCAAUCAAUGGGCCACUAUCAUGGACAGCCUCCUGGGGGUGUACCAUAUGGAAUUCCUUAUACGCCAGCCUAUUCACCGUAUGCUAUUCCUAGUCCGCACCAUCACCCAGGAAGCACACAGCAUGGUGGUCCUUACCCUGGGCCAUCAUACAUCGCCAAUCCAUCGAUUCAAACCAUGGGUAGUGGACAACCUCCCGUCUAUGGGAAUAGCUACUAUGCUCAUCCUUACACAACAUCUUAUGGUCAUGCUACGCACCCCAUUGCUGCCGCCGCUCAAGUUCAGACACGCACUCCACCGCACCAAGGUCACCGAGGGCCACCGUCACUCACAAAUGUCAACUCACAGGAAGAAAAGCGAAAUUCUCUAGUAGAUUAUGAUGUUUCCAAAACCAUUGUGGACGGUUCAAACCCCUCGAGGCUAGCAGACGCCCCAACAAACGCCGCCCUGGUACCUCUCAACCAUCCGAUAUCGAGUCCCAAUACACCCCGAGGACCGCCCCGGAAACCCAAACAGUCCGGCCAUGCACUGUGGGUUGGAAACCUGCCCCCGGGGGCAAAUGUGAUCGAUCUCAAGGAUCACUUCUCGCAAGACGCGACCAAUGAUAUUGAAAGCGUGUUUCUGAUCUCCAAGAGUAACUGUGCAUUUGUGAACUAUAAAUCUGCAUCUGCCUGUGCUGUCGCUCUGGGAAGGUUUCAUGAUUCACGAUUUCAGGGUGUUCGUCUAGUUUGUCGACUACGCAAAGGUUUUACAGUUCCCGGUUCCAGUUCUACGGCCCCGGCUCCACGACGCUUUGAAGAAAGUGUGGAUUGUCCUAUUGGGGAAGAUUGUCAGAUUGUUCCUGAGAUCAAACCUGCUACAUCAACUCUUGAAGGGGAUUCUCGACCAUUGGAUCGGUAUUUCGUUGUCAAGAGUCUUACAGUGGAGGAUCUUGAGUUAAGCCGACAGAGUGGAAUUUGGGCCACUCAAGCGCACAACGAAACCAAUCUCAACCAGGCAUUUGAGUCUACGGAGCAUGUAUAUCUCAUCUUCUCAGCCAAUAAGUCCGGCGAAUACUUUGGUUAUGCUCGCAUGCUAUCGCCCAUCAACGACGACGAAGAACUAGCAUUGGAAAUGCCACCCCGCCCAGAACCUCUCCCUGGAAUCGCCGAUGAACUCGAAGUGAUUCCGACAUCCGCAACCUCGACCGCGCCCAAAGGACGAAUCAUUGACGACACGGCCCGAGGUACGAUUUUCUGGGAGGUCGAAUCGACGGAAGAUGAACAUGAAGACGCUCGGAGUGAGAAGAGUGAGGUGUUAAUAGAGGAGGCUGAUCCAGAAAGCCAAACAUUCGGCAAACCCUUCCGCAUUCAAUGGCAAUCCACCGAACGAGUCCCCUUUCACCGCACUCGAGGUCUACGUAAUCCGUGGAAUGCCAACCGCGAAGUGAAGAUUGCGCGAGAUGGAACCGAAAUUGAACCGGCAGUUGGCCGAAAAUUGAUUGCGCUGUUCCAUCAGCCUUGA
Molecule: messenger RNA, 1815 nt
Organism: Penicillium malachiteum
Lineage: Eukaryota; Fungi; Ascomycota; Eurotiomycetes; Eurotiales; Aspergillaceae
Product: putative YT521-B-like splicing factor
Exons: 4
Coding region: 1-1815 (604 amino acids)
Biological process (GO): regulation of alternative mRNA splicing, via spliceosome; mRNA splicing, via spliceosome
Cellular component (GO): nucleoplasm
Molecular function (GO): mRNA binding; N6-methyladenosine-containing RNA reader activity
Source: RefSeq, a predicted model, not a curated record